Molecule: messenger RNA, 3305 nt
Organism: Acanthoscelides obtectus
Lineage: Eukaryota; Metazoa; Arthropoda; Insecta; Coleoptera; Chrysomelidae
Source: the annotation of a GenBank genome assembly
UUUGUAAACAAUUUUCAUGGGCUGUUUGAAAUUGCGGCAAUUUUCGGCUACGAUUAUACCAUGUAUUUCUCGUAGAUAUUUCUGUAAAAAUGUAACAAAUGGUACUAUGAAAUACUUAAACGUUGCAGAGAAAAAUGAUGCAGCGAAAAAUAUUGCUCAAAUUCUCUCUAGGGGAAACUCAACACGACGUGAAGGACUUUCACAAUAUAACAAAAUAUAUGAGUUCAAUACUCAAGUUUUUGGAGAAAACGCUGUUAUGAUGAUGACAUCAGUGUCUGGACACCUGUUGAACUAUCAGUUUGCACCGUCAUUCAAAAACUGGCACAGCUGCAGCCCUGUUGCCUUAUUCGAUGCCCCCGUUCUUAAAACGUGUCAACCCGAUUAUGAAAACAUCAAGAAAACAUUAGAAAGGGAAAUCAGAACGUGCCAAGGGUUGAUAAUUUGGACUGAUUGUGAUCGAGAAGGAGAAAAUAUAGGUUUUGAAAUCAUAAAGGUUUGUACAGACGUAAAACCUAAUCUAAGAAUUUAUCGAGCUAAAUUUUCUGAGAUAACUGGUGCCUCAAUCUUUCGUGCCUUAAACACCUUAGGACAACCAAAUAAAAAUGUUAGUGAUGCGGUAGAUGUGAGAAUGGAACUGGAUUUAAGGACAGGUGCCGCCUUCACAAGAUUACAGACGCUUAGGUUACAAAAGGUAUUUCCACAAAAAUUAGCUGAUAAGUUGAUCAGCUAUGGUUCCUGUCAGUUUCCAACACUGGGAUUUGUGGUGGAAAGAUAUAAGGCGAUCGAGGAGUUCAUACCUGAGGACUUUUGGAAAAUCAAAAUGAAUCAUACAGUAAAAGAAGUCACAACAGACUUCAAUUGGAAGAGAGAAAGAUUAUUUGACAAAAACACAUGCCAAGCAAUCCUAGAUAUUUGUAAGGAAAAUCCUCAAGCUACUGUGGAAAAUGUAGAGAGCAGGGAAAAAAGUAAAUGGAGACCUACACCUUUGGAUACAGUUGAAAUGGAGAAAAUAGUGUCAAGAAAAUUAAAAAUAAAUGCAAAAGAAACCAUGAAGAUAGCUGAAAAAUUGUACAUGCAAGGAUAUAUCAGCUAUCCCAGGACAGAGACCAAUAUUUUUCCAAAGGAAUUAAACCUAGUCAAUCUUGUUGAACAACAGAGGCAGGAUCAUAGAUGGGGAUCUUUUGCUUCGAGGAUAAUGGAAGAGGGAGGUCCUACUCCUAGGCAAGGAAGAAAAUCUGAUCAGGCACAUCCCCCAAUACACCCCACAAAGUACGCCAACAAUCUUGCGGGCAAUGAUCAAAGACUGUACGAGUACAUUGUUCGACAUUUUUUGGCAUGCCUGCACAAAGACGCGAAAGGAUUCGAGACCACGGUCAACGUCGACAUCGCUGGGGAGAAAUUCCAAGCCAAAGGCCUUGUUAUCCUUGAGAAAAAUUAUCUAGAUGUGUACGUGUAUGACAAGUGGAAUGCAAAGGAGAUUUGGAGCUACAGGACUGGGGAUACCUUCAUGCCUACAGUAUUAGAAAUGGUUGGAGGAAGCACAUCGCCUCCAAAACUGUUGACAGAAGCGGAUCUCAUAGCCUUGAUGGAAAAGCACGGCAUAGGCACGGACGCCACACAUGCUGAACAUAUAGACAAAAUCAAGUCGAGAGAAUAUGUUGGACUGCACGAAAAUAUUUACUUUGUCCCUGGAAAUCUGGGAAUGGGGCUUGUGGAGGGCUACAAUAACAUUGGCUUGGAAGUGUCUUUAGCCAAACCAGUCCUUCGAGCAGAGUUCGAAAACGAUCUAAAACUGAUCUGUGACGGAUUAAAAAGCCCAGAAACGGUUCGAACUGAACAGAUCGCGAAAUACAGAGCCGUAUUCGAAACGGUGAUGGAGAAAAUCAGAUGUUUGGACGAAAGUUUGGGUCAUAGGCUGGACGAUAGGCCGCAGGAUGUACCUCAAGAUCGACCUACCUCUGGCGGAGGAGCGAAUAAUUUCAGGUCCGUUUUGAAGUGUCCGAAAUGUGGGAGCGACAUGUUCGUCAGGGAAAGACAAAAUGGUGGUGGAAAAUACAUCGGUUGUGCAAACUUUCCUAACUGCAAGAACGCAAUAUGGUUUACUUCUAAUGUUGAAAGUAUAGAAGUUAUGGAUGGGCACUGCCCUGACUGUGGCCCAAACACGAAAAAGUUAAAAAUGAAGUUCAGACAGAAUCCUUUCCCUGGCGAGCCAAAUCCAAAUGUGUUAUGUAUAGCAGGUUGCGAAGAAAACGUUUUAGAGGCUUUGGAUAUCAGUCGGAAUUCGGUGACAUCUCGACAAAAUGGUACUGUAGCAUCUAACAACGCAACCACACAUAACGCUACAACUAACGAUAGUGUGAAUCCAAGUUCUCCUAGUGCAAACAACUGGAAUUUCCCCUCGAAUCCUCACAGUACCACUACGUCUUCGAGAAAUACCGGACAGACGAACGACUGGUCAGGAGGUAGUACCACAAAUCGGCCAUCUUUAGGAUCUGUACCAAUGAAUUCAAAUACGGCUGUGGGUACGGGCAAUGAGGAUAUAGUGUGUUCGUGCAACAAAACGGCCAUUCUGUUGACAGUGCGAAAAGAUGGACCAAAUAAAGGAAGGCAGUUUUACAAAUGUGGCGACGGCGCCUGCAACUUUUUCUUAUGGGCACCAGAUCCUGAUGCGUCAACGUCGGAAAGUGCAAGGACUAGCUUCGGGAAUGCCCAACAGAAUGUGAGGUGUACCUGUGGACAACCAGCCUGUCUUAGAACUGUAAAUAAAGAAGGGCCUAACAAAGGUAGGCAGUUUUAUUGCUGUCCAAAACCUAUGGGUGAGGGAUGCAAAUUUUUCAAAUGGGCAGACGAGGAUGACCCUGGUUUUGGAGGAGGAAACGAUGGUGAUGGAGGGGGUGGGGGAGGAGGAGGAGGCGGUUUCAGAACUGCAAACACCUCAAACUGGCACGGAAAAGCUGCAACAUCCAGCAAAAAGAAGAACGACAAUCGGUCGGCGCCUUAUAACGCAUCGGCCAAACCCAGAGCGAAACGAAAAUGCGGCAUCUGCGGAGAAGAAGGUAUAUUUAUAGUAUACACAACUUUUGUCUCGAACAUUUUUUCAUACAAUUGACCGUUUUUGACAAUACAAAAUGCUGUAAUCAUUAUUUACUUAUUUUCAGGUCACAUUAGGACUAAAUGUCCUAAUAACAACUGAAGUUGUUGAAGUGGGUUAUGUAUAAGCAUAAAUGUGUAAAGUAUCGCCCUAAGUUGUAAAUAUAUCUAAAAUCUUAAUAUAUUUUUAUUUUUUCUUAGAAUAGACAUCUAAU